GCUUUGAUUGACAGGGGGACCGACAGUUGCGAGUCAGUGGCUCCCGGAAGCAGCGACGGGCGGCUGGCGGUGACCCGAACAACGGGACCGGGGCGUUGCUGGCCGAGGAGGCGGCGGCGGCUCGGACACGGAGGGGAGGGAGCAAGCAAGCGGCGCCAGGAGACGCGGAAGGAGGCUAGGUAGAGCAGGCCGAGGCCCGGAGAAUGGCCCUGCCGUGGCUGCUGUUGGCCCUGCCGGCGCUGCUGCUGCUCUCGCUUUGGCUGCUGAGCGGCACCGUCCGCUAUUACUGCAAAAUGGGCUUCUACUACUCGUGGAUCAUGGCCUUGGCCGUGCCCGUCAUCCCGCUGUGCCUGUGGAGGGGCCGCGACGUGCAGAAUAUGAGGAUAGUCCGAAGUGCAUUGCAGCAUGUCAAGAAUUUGUAUGGAAUUAAACUUGAAGUGAAGGGAUUGGAGAAUCUGAAUGUCAAGGGUCCGUAUGUCAUCAUCUCCAAUCACCAGAGUUCUUUGGAUCUGAUGGGGAUGAUGGAAAUCCUUCCGGAUCGCUGUGUUGCCAUUGCAAAGAAGGAACUGAUGUACGCUGGCACUGUGGGUUUGGUGUGCUGGCUCGCCGGCAUCAUCUUCAUCAACCGGCAGAAAAAAACUGAUGCAAAAAGUGUGAUGACAGAGGCUGCUCAGACCAUGCUGAAAGAGAAUAUCAGGUUGUGGGUGUUUCCGGAAGGGACCAGGAACCAUGAUGGGAAUAUGCUGCCGUUUAAGAGAGGAGCUUUCCACUUGGCCGUGCAGGCACAGGUUCCAAUUAUUCCAGUGGUCUUUUCCUCUUACAAUGAUUUCUACAACAGAGCAGAGAAAAGAUUUACCUCUGGCAAAUGUAUAGUUCAGAUUCUUCCUUCCAUGGAGACCCGUGGGCUGACAACAGAUGAUGUGCCAGAUCUAACAGAAAGAGCACGGGAUCUGCUAAUAGCCACAUGGAAUGAUAUCUCUGCUCCUAUCCUCAAAAUGAGUGGGACACACUGAAAUUUGCCUUCUACUGAUCACUUCAUGGAGCAUUUGCGUCAGUGAUGUUUAUGCUGAGGCCUGGUCCGCUGGUGGUUCAGAUUGUACAAGGGAAUUUUACACUAAACAAGUUUUCAUGGGACAUUAGAAAUUCUUCAUUGAUCAGCAAGAUGUAGUCACUUUGGCCAUGAGGUAGUCUCUUGCUGGACUGUAUAGGCAGGAGAUCCCAACCAAUGGAUCUGGUAGCUGAGAUCUCUUGCUUGUAAUAUAUAGGAAGGGGGCAGAUGCUCUGUGAGCUGUUCAAACUGCUGUCAUUUCUACUACCCAGGUACGUGCUCCCUCCCUCCCUGUCUCACUCAGGCCGUUGAACUUCUCGUAAGCACCAUUGUCUUCCUGUUGUGUACCCAAGUCUCAACAGUAAAUGUUAGACACAAGCCACUGCGCAAAGGACGGUGCUGAGCCGAAAUCUGUGGUUGCCAUUGACAACUUAACCAAAAUCAAACACUAUUACAUACAUUAGAUUAUCAUCAGAUCACUGAGCAGCAAGCUGUCAAUAGGAUUUCAGAAGAUAAGAAUUCUGUGUUUUAAUGUAGAAAAUUAGAUGAUCUUUGUGUGGUCACAGGGUCCAUUACACAUUCCACACCCUUUCUUAAUCAGGCCUAGCUUCCCAGGGUGACUCUUGGUGCCAAUUCUACUGUGAGUGAGUCAGAGAUGCUGUUCCAGUAUGCACAGUUGACCUGUCCAAAUGCUUUCGUCCAAAAGUAUUUCAAUCGUUGAGUUAGCUACUAUGUAUUUAUUGAGGCAAAGGUAUCUUAAGCUUCAAGGGAGGCAAUUCCCACUAAUGAGUUAGUGGCUUUCUGCAUUGCAGAUGAACUAGACUUGCAGUGAGUAUCAGUGCUGGAGUGAGGGAGCUGGGGUAAAUUACAGGUCUCAGUAUUCACAGCAUACUACGUUGUACAGAAAUUAACCUGCAGUAUGUAUGUGCAAAUGUGACUGUACAAUAUUUAUGACACCAAAAUGUGUCCAUCCCCAGAACUUAGACUAGCAUUGUUGAUACGGCCAGAUAAUUGGGAAGUCCCCAAGCUUCCUAUGGCCACUCCCAAGGGUCAGUGUUUACUGUCAUAUAGAUAAAGGUUCUGCAGAUAUUAUUUUGCUCUUGCUUUUGGAUGUCCAUUUCUGUACCAUUUGCAGUUGUCUUAGUGAAAUAUUAAAUAAUGUUGCAUGCAAACAUAAUUUGAUUGUUUUAGGCUUAUAUGAAGAUAUUCAAUCCUUUUUAAAGUUGUUAUUUUCAAUCAACUUUUGAAUAAAUAUUUCACUGCAAGUCUGUCUUUAACCUUUCCCUCCUGCCCAUUCCUUUCACUGUUGAUAAUUGUUUCUGUCGUAAUUAUUUGUGACAAAAUUUCAUGAACAAUAAAAUCAUUUGGGCUAUGAUG
Hypanus sabinus (Atlantic stingray) is the source of this 2425-nucleotide messenger RNA. RefSeq names its product 1-acylglycerol-3-phosphate O-acyltransferase 2 (lysophosphatidic acid acyltransferase, beta) (gene agpat2). Gene Ontology annotation, biological process: phosphatidic acid biosynthetic process. Gene Ontology annotation, cellular component: membrane; endoplasmic reticulum. The record is from RefSeq and is a predicted model, not a curated record. Gene Ontology annotation, molecular function: 1-acylglycerol-3-phosphate O-acyltransferase activity. The coding region runs from base 204 to 1013 and encodes 269 amino acids. NCBI's taxonomy places the organism in Eukaryota, Metazoa, Chordata, Chondrichthyes, Myliobatiformes, Dasyatidae. The transcript is spliced from 6 exons.